Messenger RNA from Daphnia magna, 1996 nucleotides. RefSeq names its product caspase-8. NCBI's taxonomy places the organism in Eukaryota, Metazoa, Arthropoda, Branchiopoda, Diplostraca, Daphniidae. The transcript is spliced from 5 exons. Gene Ontology annotation, biological process: proteolysis; apoptotic process. The record is from RefSeq and is a predicted model, not a curated record. Gene Ontology annotation, cellular component: cytoplasm. Bases 1 to 1542 code for a protein of 513 amino acids.
AUGUUUGAUCUUAUGGAAUCAGAUGCUACUCUCUUGCUGGAUGACUUUCCCAGACCUCAAACAAGGAUAACCGAGUCAUUGUCUUUAAUCGAACACACCUUGGAAUGGUAUGAUCAUAUUUCUUGUGCAUUUUUACUGUAUGAAGAUCCUCGCGAAGCUCUGGAAAAAAUUUCGACAUUACGAGAAAGUUACAAUAAUAAAUCGGAAUGGCGUCACACUAUUCUGACUCCACUUUUUCAUUGCAACAAAGAGGAUGGUCUAAACAGUAAUAUGUCGGAAAAGUUGACUGAAGUUCUGCUCGUGGUAAAGCACUACGGAUUAUUGAACAUUCUUGAAAUAGCCGUCAAUUCCACUGUUCACAUCGAUCAACUACGUUUAAAGCUCUUUGAUUUCAUUGAUGAAAUGAAUGAAGAGCAAGCAAAGAAAUGGGUUGAACAGAUGACUUCUGAGAGAGGAUUUCCCAAAAAUGACCCGUCGUGGUGCCUCGAAAUGCAUUGCCUCAAAUGGAUUGCGGAAGGCAAAAUAUCCAGACACGAAGACCUUUCUAAUCUUUUAACCAAACCUGUAACAGAAAGCUCGUCAUUAGAGAAGCUCAAAGUAGACUUACCCCUACCACUUGCCACUGCCAUCGAGGCGAAAUUCCCAUUACAGCCUGAAGUUUCACCAGCAGGUCCCAGCAAAUUUGAAAUCUCGUAUGGACUUUGCAUUAUCAUCAAUCAAAUGAGAUUCUAUGUCGAUCAAGACCUUCCUCAACCCAGAACAAGGGGGAACCUUACCUUCCGCUACGGAUCGGAUGCUGAUCGUGAUAAACUAUCGGAAACGUUCCGAAUGCUUGGCCACGACGUUGAAAUUUACGAAAACCUUAGCAAGAAUGAAUUGCUAACAACAAUGGAAAACAUUUCAAAGUAUGACUUUAGACAGUAUGACAGUUUGGUCGUGUGUUUCUUGACGCACGGCGACAAGGGGAUCAUUUUCACAGCAGAUUCCAUACCAAUCUCGCUGGAUUUAAUCAAGUCUUACUUUGACGGAGAUCGCUGUCCCCAUCUUUUGGAGAAACCAAAAUUAUUUUUCUUGCAAGCAUGCCAAGGGCAAGAAAAUCAAAAACGGAUCUGCUAUGACGACAUUCAACAUGACAGUGUCGUCCGGCCAGCCGUUUCUAACUUUUUCGAAGCAUGGGCUACCGUGCCAGGUUUCCUGUCUUAUCGGUCUACUCACAAAGGUGCUGUCUUUGUCGGUGAAUUAUGCCACGUUCUUCAGAAGUACGCACACAAAGAACCCUACGGAUUGUUGGACUUGAUGACCGUAGUUAAUGACCGCGUGAGUCGGUGGGAGACCCCGGGCUUUAGGGUACAAAUGCCUUGCAUCGUAUCCUGUCUUACACGCGGUAUACGUUUUAAGCGGAACGAAAAGAAGCUCGUCGAAGCUGUUGUGGACCAAUUGGAAAGGGAACUAAUGAAUUUAGCCAUUAUGUCGGCUACCCGUUACAUGUGGAAAACGGAUCCCGCUACCCUUCAGAAAACCAUGAAUACGUGGAGCUCCUAACUAUUACCAUGGUACCAAUAUCUUCGUUGCUUUACAUCCAUUCACGCUGAACUUUUCGAUACAAUGAGAGUUCAGCCAGAAUUUUUCCGUAUAUCUGAUGGUAUACAACAUUAUUGUGAUUUAAAUAUUUCUUAAGCUGUUCGGAUGAAUUUGGGAUAAAAGCAUUUUUACAAAUAUUGCGCGCAAGUAAAGUUUAAAUAUCGAUCACUUGAUUACAGACUUAGUGGAAUUUUUGAUUUCGAAAGAAAUACCUUUUAUGUUCAGUUAACUGAAAGCUCUUCAUUUACAUGGCAACCAAUUCGGCUGUUGUUGCACCUUUGCAGGUCGAUUCGUGGUGUCUAAGCUCUCGAUAGUAACACAAGACGAUCCACCACAAAUAAGUUUCCAAUCCUAACGUUUGGAAAAGAUACGCGCAAAUAUUGCCGUUCAACCUGUAAUACACUUAUCAUCUGAA